Molecule: messenger RNA, 3444 nt
Organism: Malus domestica (apple)
Lineage: Eukaryota; Viridiplantae; Streptophyta; Magnoliopsida; Rosales; Rosaceae
Source: RefSeq, a predicted model, not a curated record
UUCACAGACCUCUUCCUAAAUAAAUACUUCCUCUCCUCUCUUUUUAUACAACCCCAUUCCAAAUUUAGCAACUCUCUCUCUCUCUCCCCUCAAUCUGAAGAUCAAUACAUUUGAAACCAAAGAAAAAAAGAGUGUGUAUUGUUUGCCUGAUUAAAAAGUUCAAAACUUGCGGAUUUUGUGAGUAGAUUGAAUGCUUCUGUGAUCCGGGUUUUCGCGAAAUCGAGGAUCAAACACAUUUAAGGAGAGAAUCGUUUCGGAUUUUGUGUUGUUUUUUUGCAUCUGGGCCUUGUUAUUGUGUGUUGGCAUGUUGUAGGAGCUAUAAGAAGUAGUGAAAUGGGUUGAAUGUAUGCUGGUUUGGGAUUUUUUAAGCAAUGGAGCGAUGGAGUAUUAAUUCGGUGAAAUGAGCAUUUUACGAAGAUGAGAUAAGGGUUUUAAAAUGGAGGGUAAAGAAGAUGCCGAAGCAUACGAAGAGCAGCCUCCGUCGCCUAUUCAGGUUUUGCAGGAAAUAUCUGAGGAGGCACUUAAAGUGGCAGGGGAGACACUGCAAAAUGUGGUCCCGGGUAAUUCGAGCAUGCCACCAUUGGCACCGGGGCAUAGGCGCUCCCGAAGUGAAAUUGUAACUACGGGACACAGACGGAGCAAUAGCUUCCAGAAAUUGAAAAAUCAGAUGCAGAGGGCGUGGAGAUGGGGUGGAAAUUCGCGGGAUGAUUUGCGGUUGGCUUUCAAUCCUGAGGUUUUGGCAAACCAAAAACGUCAGUGGUAUCAGCUUCACUCCAAAUCAAAGGGCCAUAUAAGAUAUACCGAGCCAACUUCACUCUUUGAGCAUUUUAUUAUUGCGGGGCUUCAUCCGGAUGCUAACCUUGAAACUGUGGAGGAUGCAUUUGUUAAAAGAAAGAAAUGGGAGAUGGAGAUGAUAAACUCUGGAAUUGUUGACCUUAAAUUGCUACAGCAGCGGGGACCUCCAAUUCCUACAUUAGAACCUCAGAUACUUUUCAAAUAUCCUCCUGGGAAGCGUCUAGAUAUGCGUUUGAAAGAUUUAGCUUCCUUUUGUUUUCCUGGAGGGGUUAAGGCACGGUUAAUGGAGAAGACUCCAUCACUAAGUGAUUUAAAUCAAGUUGUUUACGGACAGGAGCAUUUAGGAAAAGAUGAUUUAUCAUUUAUUUUCUCACUCAAGGUGGCAGACAAUGCAACACUUUAUGGUGUUUGCCUACACGUGUCAGAAAUUGUUCAGAGGCCUCCUGCUAUCUUAGGCAUCUCAUCACCUAAUUCUCAUUCGAUGGGAGGACUCUUCCGAUUUUUGGUUUCUGCGCCUCGAUGCUACUGUGUGCUAUCCAGAGUUCCUUUUUUUGAGUUACACUACGAGAUGCUGAAUAGUAUCGUUCAACAGGAGCGUCUGAAGCGAAUCACACAAUUUGCUAGUGAAAUGGCACUUACUGAUUUUGUCCCUACAUUGCCCAAUGUACAAGAUAAUGAUGAUGAGUCCCCCGAGAGGGAGUCUUUUGAUAAUUGGAUGGACUCUGCAAUACCAGUUGACAGUCCAAUUGCCCUUACAGCUGCCAGUGCAGGAAUUAGACUGGACGAUGAGACUCCACCUUCUUCACUCAAGAUAUGGGAACUGCAGUCCCCUGAAAGUGUCUCAGCUAGUGAGAGUUCAGAUUUUAGUCAAGUACGGUAUUUAGACAAGGAUGGUAGAAAGGAUUCACAAUGUUCUGAUGACUAUGGUUUUGAGGUCUCAGAAACUCGUUCGGAAGCUUCAGAAAGAAUAUGCGGAAACUAUGGAAAUGACCAUACUUUUUCAGAGGUUGGGACAUCUUUCUCCUCCAGAAAUCGCACGUUUGAGAGUCUUGGGAGUGCUGAAUCUGUAUUUAGAAAUGGCCAUACUUCUCCAGAGGUUGGGCCAUCUUUCUCUUCCAGGAACCGCACAUUGGAGCGUCUUGGCAGUUCCGAAUCUUUGUUCAGUCCAGCUAGAAGCAUGGUAUCGGAGGAUGAAGACGAUGACCUUUUCUCGACUUGUGAGAAAGAGUUUGGUGAUGAACUGAUAAUGGAAUGGGCUAGGGAGAACAAGAACGAUUUGUUACAGAUUGUUUGUGGUUUUCAUGCUCUGCCUCUCCCACAACGAGGAAGUGAAUUAUCGUUUCUACCUCUUGAACAUCUUCAAGCUACUGAGUAUAGGCGACCUCCAGUAGCUGCUCUUGGUUUUGAUGAGAAUAGUUUAGAUUCAUUUCAAGAUCCUGGGGUCGAUGUUAUGCUAGCUGCUGCUGAAGAAGCGCUUGCACUAUCAAUAUGGACAACUGCAACAAUCUGCCGAGUUCUCUCCCUUGAAAGUAUUUUAUCAUUGCUUACGGGAGUAUUACUAGAAAAACAAGUGGUAAUAGUGUGUCCGAAUCUGGGUGUGCUAUCAGCUACAGUAUUAUCUCUCAUUCCCAUGAUUCGUCCAUUUCAAUGGCAGAGUUUAAUGCUUCCUUUUCUUAAAUAUCUUCAGGUUCUACCAGGGAAAAUGCUUGACUUUCUUGACGCCCCAGUUCCAUUUAUUACUGGGAUACAACAGUUUCCUGCAGACCUGAAGAGGAAAACAUCGGAUCCUGUUCAAGUUAAUGUGCAAAAGGAUCAGGUGAAAAUGUGUCAUUUGCCGUCACUUCCAAGACAUAAAGAUCUAGCCACUGAAUUAGGGCCCAUCCAUGCUAGACUGUCAUGUGAAGGUUCAUUUGCUAAAAAGCAUCCUGUAUAUAGGUGCAACGAAGUGCAGGUCGAAGCUGCAGGUCAGUUUUUGGAAGUCAUGAAGAACUACAUGGAGUCACUUUGUUCAGAUCUAAGGUCUUACACAAUAACGAGUGUACAAUCAAACAGUGACAGGGUUUCUUUACUUCUUAAAGAGAGCUUUAUCGAUUCCUUUCCUAGCAAGGACAGGCAAUUUAUCAAGUUAUUUGUGGACACGCAGAUGUUCACUGUUCUAUCCGACUCUCGUUUGUCAAGCUUUGAGAACGGUGGCUCCUAAGUGAAACCUGAUACAGAAGUUGAACGAACACAUCAUUGCAUGAUUACGAGUUACAUGUCAAGGAUUUGGUCUCAAGGGUAAUGGCUUCUCCAACUGCUAGUGAAUUACGAGGCACAAAUAAAUUGGAGUGGAGUGAAUGGCUUCCCACCCUAUCGGUGAAUGGCCCGCCUAAGGAAUUUUUGUCAACCUAACAUGGUUUGGGAGCAUCUCCCUGUCCCUGCAAACUGCUAGCUAAAGCCUGCAGAAAAUACAAAUUGUAACAUAAAAUUAUAGUCAAAAGUGCAAAAUCUCCACACCAACAUGUAUUGCAUUGCACACCCCAUAGGAUCACAAUCCCGAUAUUUUAUGGGGUUUUGAUGUUCGACCUAAUGAAGUUUUGUAUCUUUUCGAAAAUUUGUAAAUUUCGUUCAUAGACAUAAAGAUCCUGCCUCUGAUGUCAAUAGACAAAA